AUGGGAAAUUGUUUCACUAUAGAUGAUGAUAAGAGAAACAAGAAGAGUGGUUCUACGUCAAAAGUAAAAAAGAUUAAGAGAGACAGUUCUAGUGCUUACAAAAGCGAUGAUUAUUUUAUUAUGACUUCUGCUAUGGCUGCUGGAAAUAAUGGAGGGGGCGGUGACGGAGGAGGAGGACAUGGUGGAGGUCAAUGUUGCGGAGGACAUGGAGGGCAUCAUGGUGGCGGAUGUGGAGGUGGAGGGCAUCAUGGGGGCGGAUGCGGAGGUGGUGAUGGAUGCGGAGGGGGCGGCGGAUGUGGUGGCGGCGGUGGAUGUGGUGGUGGCGGAGGGUGUGGAGUGAAUAUUACUACUCUUCUCUAA
Vicia villosa (hairy vetch) is the source of this 360-nucleotide messenger RNA. RefSeq names its product glycine-rich protein 2-like. The transcript has 2 exons. The coding region runs from base 1 to 360 and encodes 119 amino acids. Lineage: Eukaryota; Viridiplantae; Streptophyta; Magnoliopsida; Fabales; Fabaceae. The record is from RefSeq and is a predicted model, not a curated record.